AUGGGCAGCGGAGCGUCUGUGAGUGAAGUGUCCCAACCAGAGAGGCUGGAGGCCGGUGUAGAGCCUGAGCCUGACCCUCCCCGAGCCUCCACACCGGCGGGACAGAGCGACGACACCGUGCAGGCAGAUGAAGAAGUGGUGAAACCUGACAGCCACACGGUGGACAUCCAGUCAUUAAAGAGUGAAGAGAUCGAUACUCAAAGGGAAGAAGAAGAAGUAACAACACAAACUGUCGUGAAUACAGCAGUGAAUGAAACAGUGGAGGAAGGUGAAGAAUUGUCUCUGGAUUUUGAGAGUUUCCUUCACAACAACGGGACUCUCUACAGCUGCUUCAACCAUCACGGAAACAGAGUUUAUGUUGAUGAGUCGCAGAGCUCCGGUCAGCCGCAGACUGUGGCCAACAGCCAGCCGGCGGUCAGGGAGGACGACCGCAUCGGCAGCAUCUACAUCCAAGGCAGAGGGACCGUCAUCACCUACAUGUUUGAGGAGAGGGUGAAUAUCUGCAGGUUCUGGGAUCUUCAGGCGGGCGUCUGGCUGCUGCUGCCGCUGCAGUGGGAGAUGAACGUCGAGUUCGUUCAAGCCCGAGUCCAACGAGUCAUGUCUUCUCUGCCAGGCCUGGUGGACCAGAAGGAGAUCACCGCAGCGCUCCGACAGUGUAACUACGACCCUGAAGAGGUCGUCUCCAUCUACCUCGCCAUGUUUGGAGAAAUCCUGCUGCAGGCUCCUCCCGGUGCAGAUCACAACUACGCUGACCUCAACUCCUUCAGAGCUCUCCUGGAGAGGGAUCGGGUGAUUGAGGAUCUGAGGCAGAAGCUCCAGACCAAAGAGAAGGAGGUGGACAGUCUCUUCCAGAAGAACAGCUACCUGACGAGAGAGGUCCGCUACCUGAACGAGGUCGUCCAGCACCUGAACCAGAAGCUGGCUGAGCUGGAGGCCGACAAGCAGGAGGCACGGGAGAAGAUCCGAUCCCUCCUGAGCCGCCGAGCCCCUGCUGUCCCGCCUGCCAAAACCAUCAUCAAACCCACCGUGGAUCCCGACCAACUCCGCCAGGUUAGCCUUCUGACCCGCGAGCUGAACGUCUCCAACAAGCAGCUCCGGUCGACGGUUCGCCAGGCGCUGACGGACAUGCAGAACCAGCUGGAGCAGCUGAAGGGCAGUGUGGGGGAAGUGGCCCAGGUGGAGCAGGAGGCGGCUGGGGAAGUGCAGGAGCUUCGAUCCCUCUACAGGAAGGAAGCAGUGGAGAGGAAGAGUCUGUACAACAAGCUGCUGGAGCUGCAGGGGAACAUCCGCGUGUUCUGCCGCUGCAGGAAGAGCUCAGCAUCCAACUCCUGCCUGGAGAACACGGACGACCAGGAAGUGGUGGUCGUCCAGAAGGGAAACAGGAAGAAGUUCCAGUUUGAUAAGGUCUACGCUCCCAGUAGCACGCAGGAGGAGGUGUUCACAGGAACUCUGCCGGUCAUUACUUCCUGUGUGGACGGAUAUAACGUCUGUAUUCUGGCCUACGGACAAACUGGCUCCGGGAAGACGUUCACCAUGAUGGGCCCCAAGGAAAACCCCGGAGUCAACAUCAGGUCUAUACGAGAGCUGCUCCGUAUUUGUGCAGAAAAAGAGAAGGUGUCCUACUCUCUGAAGAUUUCCAUGUUGGAGAUUUAUAACGACAGUCUGAACGACCUGUUGGCUAAAAGCUCCGGUGCCACGCUGGAAAUCCGAGUCCAGGGGAAGUCGGUAUCCGUCCCUGGACUGACCCAGGUCCAAGUCCAAACCGAGGCCGACAUCCUCAACGUCAUGGAAACGGGUGAAAAGAACAGAAAGAUCGCCUCGACCAAGAUGAACAUACAGAGUUCCCGCUCUCACCUGGUAGUGGCGCUGGAGGUGGAGGGUUCGGACGAGGUGUCGGGACUGAUGUCCAGAGGUACGCUGACCAUGUGUGACCUCGCUGGAUCUGAGAGGAUCUCUAAAACCGAAGCGGAGGGUCAGAGGCUGGUGGAGGCGGCCGCCAUCAACAAGUCACUGACAGCGUUGGGACAGGUGUUCAGUGCUCUGAAGUGUAACGCUCUUCACAUCCCGUUCAGAAACUCUAAACUCACCCACCUGCUGCAGCCCUGCCUCAGCGGAGAUGCAAAGUGCUGCGUGUUUGUGAACGUGAGUCCGGACGCGAAGGACGCAGCGGAGACUCUGAGCACGCUGCAGUUCGGCUCCACCAUACGACAGGUUUCACUCGGCAAAGCCACGCAGAACAUCGUACCGAAUAAAAACAACAAGACCAGUCAAGUCAAGUAGACGACGACACA
Scomber japonicus (chub mackerel) is the source of this 2291-nucleotide messenger RNA. RefSeq lists its product as uncharacterized. The transcript has 13 exons. Gene Ontology annotation, biological process: microtubule-based movement. Bases 1 to 2280 code for a protein of 759 amino acids. Gene Ontology annotation, molecular function: microtubule motor activity; ATP binding; microtubule binding. Lineage: Eukaryota; Metazoa; Chordata; Actinopteri; Scombriformes; Scombridae. The record is from RefSeq and is a predicted model, not a curated record.